GCGGACGGAGACAGAUUCAGCCGAGGAGAGGAGCCCCGAAAAGCAGCAGCAGCAGCGAGCCGCGCGCCGCGGCGCAGCGAGGCGUCUCGUCAGCGUCGUCUCUAUCCUCGAGGAGGAAGGAAGUGGAGGCGAGGGAGGAAAGCGAAGCAAGCAACGGACGCCCGCCGAAAGAAAGAAAGAAAAAAAAACUGACCUUUUUCUCCCUCUUUCUCCUCGCAUUAAAAUCCCCCCCCCCCCCUCCCCGUGCUCCCUCUCCCAAAUCCCGAGCUCUCCCCCUCUUCCGUCCCCUGCCCUACCUCGCCGCCGGCGGCGCGCAGAUCGCGGCCCCUCGCCCGUACCGAUCGCCUCCGCGCACCUUCCCGUCCGUUCCUGCUCGGGCGACGGCGGCGAUUCCUGCGUCGCAUCGCCGCCUCCUCCUUCUCUUCCUCCAGUGGCUGCUUGGGCUACGGCGGUUCCUGCGGUCGCCUCCUUCCUCCAUCGGCUGCUUGGCGGCGCCUCCUCCUUCUCCUCCUCCAGCUCCGGGAAAGAAGCAAGCAAGCGGCUAGCGGCCAGCUGCUUUUCUCCCGGCGGGGGUGGCCAUGGUGGACAUCAGCGAGUGCUCGCCGGUGCCGGAGUCCGUACCGGCGCACCCGGACCCGGCGUCCGUGUCCCCGGACGCGUGGCGGCGCUUCGAGACCGCCGCGCUCGCCGUGGUCAACAAGAUCCAGCCCACCGCCGCCUCCGAGCAACUCCGCGCCGCCGUCAUCGAGUACGUCCAGCGCCUCUUCUGGUUCCAAGCUCGGUAUCAGGUCUUUCCAUUUGGAUCUGUUCCAUUGAAAACAUAUCUUCCUGAUGGAGAUAUUGACUUGACAUUAUUCGGCCCUGCGAUUUCUGAUGAGAAUCUAGCAAAUGAAGUAUGUGCUAUUCUAAAAUCGGAAGAGCGAAGGAAAGAUUCUGAAUUUGAAGUCAAGGAUGUCCAUUAUGUCCCUGCUGAGGUCAAGCUGGUUAAAUGUUUGGUACAAAACAUUGUCGUAGACAUCUCAGUUAAUCAGAUUGGUGGGCUGUGCACACUAUGUUUUCUUGAGAAGGUCGAUCAAAACUUUGGUAAGAAUCACCUGUUUAAGAGAAGCAUAAUGCUUGUCAAAGACUGGUGCUAUUACGAAAGCCGUAUUCUUGGUGCCCAUCAUGGUCUAAUAUCAACAUAUGCCUUGGAGACUUUAGUUUUAUACAUUUUCCAUAUCUUCCACAAGUCUUUGGAUGGUCCAUUGGCUGUCCUCUAUAGAUUUCUUGACUAUUAUAGUAAAUUCGAUUGGGACAAUAAGGGGAUCAGCUUGUUUGGACCUGUUUCCUUAUCUUCACUACCUGAGCUAGUUACUGACCCACCAGAUACCCAAGAUGAUGAUUUUCUUCAACGAGAGGAGUUUCUAAAAGAAUGCACAGAGUCUUUUAGUGUUCUCCCUAGAAACUCCGAGACAAAUCCUAGAGUAUUCUCACGAAGAUUUCUUAAUAUAGUUGAUCCACUAAAGCAGAGUAAUAACCUUGGACGCAGUGUCAGUAAAGGAAACUUUUACCGGAUACGCAGCGCAUUUGAUUUUGGUGCUCGUAAGCUUGGCAAGAUUCUUCAAGUGCCUUCUUGUCUCACUGUCAGUGAAGUCAAUCAGUUUUUCAGGAACACUCUAAAGAGAAACCGUACUGGUUUAAGGCCAGAUGUUUGGGUGAGCUCUUCUGAUCUUGUUACAAAUGAUCCUGUAUCAUCAGUCUUAGAUGUGGAAAGAGUCAACAAGGUUACGCCCAGCAAUUCCUGCGAUGUUCUGUCUAAUCAGCUCAGUAACAUCAACAUUUCAGAUUCCAACAAUCAUGGCCCAGUAAAGCAAAAAGAAUGUAACUCUAUGGCUGACCACAAGGAGAUAAAAUCUGUUUCUUGGGGUUUGCUAGAUAGUGAUGCCACGAGUCACACAGCUACUGAUUCAGUAAGUGUGAGGGGUGGUGACGACUUCUCUGAAGCUUCACCAACACCUAGUGAAACCUGGACCUUGCAAUCAGAAGCCGGCAAGAAGGUUGAUGUUAGAAAUGACACAAUCCCAUCAUACCAUGGGGUUUCAGCAAAGCAGUUUACAGGCAGAUCUCACCACUAUAUUGACGGUGCUAAGCAUAAUGCUUACUCCUAUUCUACUGGCUUAAUUGAUGGUCUAGGCACAUCUAAUUCCGUUUUAACAUCAGAUACACAACCUGGAGGUACCAUCAAUGACACAGUGCCAAAUCUCACUGGAGAUUUCGAUACAAAUUUGCAUAAUCUUCUGUAUGCACGGGGUUUCCAUCAGGACAAUCCUACGACUCAGUUAUACUAUCCGAUGCCUAUGCCACCACCCCUGCAAUAUCAGAACAUGCACCCAUCAAAUGGCCAUGGCAGAAAAAAUCCGUAUGGAUAUGCUGGUAGGAAUGGAGUUGUCCCUGGUCCUGUUUAUCCACCUGGCUAUUUUGUGUAUAGGCCAUUGUAUCAAGCAGAUGAUCAUAUGGCUAUGAGGGCUCGUGGAACAGGCACCUACUUUCCUGACCCAAACUUGCGCAAGGAAAGACCACCUACUGGACGUGGGGAGAGAGGAAGGAAUCAUUCCCAUCAGAAUAAUUAUCAAAAGUUUCACCACCAUGCCCGACCGGAUAUGCCUGUAGAUAUGAUACCUUUUGAUGAAUUGAGGCAUGAGUCACCACUGCAGAUAUACGCUCCUAGUGCAAAUGAUCAUGGAAUCCCAUCUCCAAUGAAUAUACCAAUACCAUCACCAUCUUCCCAGUCUCCAAGGGAUCCUUUGAACGUACCAAUGCAUUCUCCAUCUUCCCAGGUUAGAAAGGAUAAUUUUCAUGGCAAUGGUUUUAUGCUCUCGCAAGACAGUAAACUUGAGUUUGGGACCUUGGGGGCGUUGCCAAGGGAAGUUGCCUCCAAAGACCAUGCUAGCAGACCAAGUUCUGCCUCCAACAAUCAAGGUUCUGGGCCUGUGACUGUGAGCCCCAUGUCUGUGGUGAAAAACACUGGAAUGGGUUCCAACGGAAUGAGGAAUGUUCAAGCAUACCGUCUCAAGGACAGUGGUGACUUCCCGCCACUAUCCAGUUGAUGUCGAUUCUGUGUGUUUGAGAGGCAACAGGAUAAUGAUGAAUGGUGUGCUCCCGACGCAGGAAUGGGAGACCAUGUCAGGGCACCGAGUUCUUUGGCAAAGGCAUACACCAUGUUGUACAUCCUGUUUUUUCUUCCUUUUUCUCCAGUUGCCAUAAGCAUUGUCACUGCAACGCGGCCUGUGUUUUCUGUAACUGAGUUUUUUUGCGACAAAAGAGAAGGCAAAAAGAAAAAAAAAGAAAAGAAAGAGAGAGAGAAGAACAAGAAAUGGAAGGGAAAGAAGGAAAGCAAAAGGGCUCUGAAACUGGAUGACAUGUAGAUACUUUUAGGGGUAUAGCCCCCUUGUUUCAGUUUUACAGAUUAUGGAGUCCCUCGAAGGGGAACAGAUAUGCUAGGGAAAGUAAUAGAGCUAGCUAGCUAGUUUUGUUGUUUCGACCUCAGGAUCAUUGGAUAACUGGAUUUUGUCCAUGCCUUCGUGUAAUGAGGAUAGAGUUGUAGCCCCUGUUUGCAUUUAGAGGAGGGAGGUCUUGUGUUGAAAGGCCCCAAUGUUUGAAGUUACUUUAGCUGCUUGAAAAUGGAUUAGGUAAUACAGAAUGUGUUAAAUUUA
Molecule: messenger RNA, 3692 nt
Organism: Sorghum bicolor (sorghum)
Lineage: Eukaryota; Viridiplantae; Streptophyta; Magnoliopsida; Poales; Poaceae
Exons: 9
Coding region: 579-3086 (835 amino acids)
Source: RefSeq, a predicted model, not a curated record